AUGCUCAUCCAAGCCUCGCUCAAGCGGUUUGUGCGGUACGUCUCGGUUGCCCACAAGGCGCUGCCUUGUAGCAACGAGACCGACGCUGCGAACGAUUUUGCCUUUGGCACCACUGGGAACGAGACCUCGUUGUCGCUUCCGUCGGUGCAGGCGAUGGGCGAGGCGCUGGUGGCAGACAAAGUCGAACUCGAGUCGAUUGUGGCUAUCAGGUCGUUUGAAACAGGAUCUGUAGCGCCGCUGCCCGGUUCAGGCGAUGGGGACGGCGACGCGGCGUACGCGGCGUACGCGCGGGCGCAGCAGCGUGAGUUGCGCCAGUUUGACGGUUCGCUCCGGCUGGAUCCGUCCUACCAGUCUCUACAGGAGCUUGCACUGGUCAAACCGUCACGGACCGGGGUCAUUGUGCCAAAGCACCCUGAUGCGUUCCGACGCAAUUAUCUUACCCAGAUCAAGCUGUUCCCGGACAGAGGCGCGGUCGCCGUCGGCACGCCCGAGAUGAGGUGA
Molecule: messenger RNA, 501 nt
Organism: Thecamonas trahens ATCC 50062
Lineage: Eukaryota; Apusomonadida; Apusomonadidae
Exons: 2
Coding region: 1-501 (166 amino acids)
Source: RefSeq, a predicted model, not a curated record